Messenger RNA from Penicillium brevicompactum, 4395 nucleotides. RefSeq names its product condensin subunit SMC4 (gene smc4). The record is from RefSeq and is a predicted model, not a curated record. Lineage: Eukaryota; Fungi; Ascomycota; Eurotiomycetes; Eurotiales; Aspergillaceae. Gene Ontology annotation, cellular component: chromosome. The coding region runs from base 1 to 4395 and encodes 1464 amino acids. The transcript is spliced from 5 exons. Gene Ontology annotation, biological process: mitotic chromosome condensation. Gene Ontology annotation, molecular function: ATP hydrolysis activity; protein binding; ATP binding.
AUGGCUUCUGUCGCAAAGGGUCGGACCUCACGCCGUUAUGUCGUCGAAGACACUUCUGAAUCGGAAGACUCCGGAAAUGUAACACCGACACCAGAUACGCACGAUGACGACGAGGAAGAAGAGGAGCAGGAAUAUACACCAGUCCCCAAGAAGGCAAAGCGCGCAUCAAGCCAGAGAAUGACCCUUGAGCCCGUGACACCUGCGACCGUCCGCGCAACCAGCAAAACCCAACAAGCGACAACCGAUGAUUCUGAUGCGAUGGACACGGAUGCCGAUGCCGAUUCAGUUGAUGCUGAUGCGAUGGAUGUCGACGAACCCGAAGAAAACGACGAAAACGACGAAAACGACGAAAACGAAGAGAACGAAGAGAACGACGAGGCAGUUCGUAUUGCGGAAAUGGAAGCGGAAAUGGAAGCCGAUCCUGAAUCACCUUCCAGCAAAGCGGCAUUGAAAAGAAAAAGUAUGGUUGAUCCCCGAAAAAUUAGUGGCGCAGCCACUCCCACAACAGCACCGGGCUCACUCCCUACUCCAGAGCCCUCCCAAUCCCCAGAGCCCCAGGCCCGCGCGCAACGAGCCAGCGUUCCUCCCCUGUCCGAUAUCACCGAAUCCGCUGUCAACCAGAGCGACUCGCCAUCGAAACAGCCAGAAGAAGCCAAAUCUCAGAUCAACAUCAUCAAUCCCAACUCAACAGUGCUGGAGAGGCCUAUGGAUAUUGUGGCCAAGUCCAGAGAGCAAGCUCCCCAAGCACCACAAGAGCCUGAGGGGCCCAAGCCUCGCAUGAUCAUUGAGAACCUCAUCCUGACAAAUUUCAAGAGUUACGCGGGCCAGCAGAUUGUCGGUCCAUUCCACGCUUCUUUCUCAUCUGUUGUCGGACCCAAUGGAUCUGGAAAGUCGAACGUCAUCGACUCUCUGCUCUUCGUGUUUGGUUUCCGCGCUAGCAAGAUGAGACAGGGCAAGAUUUCCGCACUGAUUCACAACUCGGCCCAGUACCCCAACUUGGCCUACUGUGAAGUGGAAGUUCAUUUCUCACAAGUUAUCGAUUUGCCCGAAGGGGGCCAAGAAGUAGUCCCAGAUUCCCAACUGAUUGUUUCCCGCCGAGCGUUCAAGAACAACACCAGCAAAUAUUACAUGAACAAAAAGGAAACCAACUUCACUGCCGUGACGACUUUCCUACGCGACCGCGGAAUUGACCUCGACCACAAGCGUUUCCUGAUCUUGCAGGGUGAGGUUGAGUCCAUCGCCCAGAUGAAGCCCAAAGCGGCCAACGAACACGAUGAAGGCCUACUGGAGUACUUGGAAGACAUUAUCGGAACCUCCAAGUAUAAGACGCCGAUCGACGAAGCCGCCACCGAGCUCGAAACCCUGAACGAUGUUUGCGUGGAAAAGAACAAUCGUGUUCAGCAUGUCGAGAAAGAGAAGACCGCUUUGGUGGACAAGAAAGACAAGGCUUUGGCAUACAUUCGCGAAGAGAACGAAUUGGCCCAAAAACAAUCUUCGCUUUACCAGAUUUACAUCGACGAGUGCUCCGACAAUGUUCGAGUCACCGAAGAGGCGAUUCUUCAAAUGCAAGAAUUGCUCAACCUGGAACUUGAGAAGCACGAAGGAAACGAGUCCGGCAUCAAGGAGCUUGAGAAGGCUUACAAAAAGGGAAUGCGCCACUAUGAAUCUAUGGAGAAGGACACCCAGGGCUUGCUGAAGGAAAUGGCGAAAUACGACAAAGAGUCUGUCAAGUUUGAGGAAAAGAAGAAAUUCUUGCUCGGCAAACAGAAAAAGCUGGAAAAGGCCAUGCAGACCAGUCGCCUCGCGGCUUCUGAGUGUCAGAGCUUGGUUGAGAAGUUCACUUCAGACAUCGAGAAGAAGACUGCCGAGACCAUACAGCUCGAGAGCGAGAUGGUGACAGAGGAGCAGGAACUCAACUCAAUCCGCGAGGGCCUUAAGGGCAAAACCCAGGGUCUUUCAGAUGAAAUUGCUGCCAAGCAGAAGUCCCUGGAGCCAUGGAACGCGAAGAUUAAUGAAAAGCAAUCUGCUGUUGCCGUUGCCCAGAGUGAGCUCGACAUCCUCCGCGAACGCGGAAAUGCCGGCGCGGUUCUGCUUGAGGAAGCGCAGGGGAAGAUUGUCACCAUCGAGGAAAGCUUGCAGUCCAAGGAAAACGACCUCGAAGAGCGACAGGCACAGAAGGAGAACCUGGAAGCCGAAGUCCAGAAGCUCCAACACGACCUCAAAAAGUAUUCUACCCGUGAGCCAGAAGUUCGGUCGCACGUCUCCAGUGCACGACAAAAAGCAGACGAAGCUCGGGUCAGCUUAGCCAGCACCCAGAACCGUGGAAGUGUUUUGACUGGGUUGAUGCGCCUCAAAGAGUCGGGUCGCAUUGAUGGUUUCCAUGGUCGACUUGGUAACUUGGGCACAAUCGACGAGCAGUACGAUGUUGCAAUUUCCACGGCCUGUCCAGCUCUUGACAAUAUGGUUGUCGAAACCGUGGAGGUCGGUCAACAGUGCAUCGACUACCUACGCAAGAACAAUCUUGGCCGUGCCAACUUCAUUCUUCUGGAUCGCCUUCCUCGCCGAGAUAUGUCUACAAUUUACACCCCCGAGAGUGUCCCACGACUCUUCGACCUCGUCAAACCUAAAGACCCUAAGUUCGCACCGGCUUUCUACAGUGUAAUGCAAAACACACUGGUUGCGAAGGAUCUGGAGCAGGCGAAUCGCAUUGCCUACGGAGCUCGUCGUUGGCGAGUUGUCACCCAGGAUGGUCAACUGAUCGAUGUCUCAGGUACCAUGAGUGGUGGUGGAACCCGUGUCGCCCGAGGUGGUAUGUCAUCAAAGCAAGUCGCCGAUACCACGAAAGAGCAGGUCUCCCGUUUGGAGUCAGACCUCGAGGAUCUCGAAAGGAAGUUCCAGGCCUUCCAGGAGAAGCAGCGGAAUGUAGAGGCUCAAAUGAAGGAACGAUCUGAGGAAAUUCCACGCGUUGAGACCAAGAUUCAGAAGAUCCUUAUUGAGAUCGACAGUACCAAGCGUAGUCUUGUUGAUGCUCAGCGUCGUGUGAAGGAACUCGGUGUGCAACACAAACCAUCUGAUGCCGACGAAGGUCAAAUCGCGGCGCUCGAGAAGCAAAUCAGCAAAGCCCAGAAAGAGAUCGAGAAGCUCAAUGACGAGAAGAGCGGCAUUGAAGAGGAGAUUCAGACCCUGCAAAGCAAGAUCAUGGAAGUUGGCGGUGUUCGACUCCGUGGACAAAAGGCCAAGGUCGAUGGCUUGAAGGAGCAGAUUGGCAUGCUCGCCGAGGAGAUUUCCCACGCCGAAGGCCAGCAAUCUAAGAACGAGAAGCUCAUCAAGAAGCACUCUAAAGCCCGCGAUUCAUCCGAAAAUGAGAUCGCACAGAUCACCGAUGAGGUGGAAAAGCUCGAGGAAGAUGUCGCCAACCAGGCCAACGAAUCCUCUGACUGGAGACAGAAGGCAGACGAAGCACAAGAGGCAUUGGAAACUCAGAAGACCGAGCUGGCAACCCUGAAGGAGGAGCUAGACGCAAAGGUGGCUGAGCUCAAUGAAACACGUGCUACUGAGAUCGAGAUGCGCAACAAGCUCGACGAGAACCAGAAGGCUCUGUCUGAGAACCAGAAGCGCAGCCGCUACUGGGAGGAGAAGCUGUCGAAGUUGACUAUCCAGAACAUCAGUGAUAUUGGUGAAGAGCAGGAGCCUACUGAACUCCAGAUGUACACCAAAGACGAGCUGGAUGCCAUGAACAAGGAAUCUUUGAAGGCAGUCAUUGUGACCCUCGAGGAGAAGGUUCAGAAUGCCUCUGUUGAUCUCUCAGUCAUCGAAGAAUACCGUCGCCGAGCCGCAGAGCACGAGUCUCGCUCAGCAGACUUGAACACGGCUUUGACAUCCCGAGACGGAGCCAAGGCUCGCUUGGAUGGACUUCGAUCUUCUCGUUUGAACGGCUUCAUGGAAGGCUUCGGUAUCAUCUCUCUCCGCCUGAAGGAGAUGUACCAGAUGAUCACCAUGGGUGGUAAUGCCGAAUUAGAAUUGGUCGACUCCUUGGAUCCUUUCUCUGAAGGUAUCUUGUUCUCAGUCAUGCCUCCCAAGAAAAGUUGGAAGAACAUCGGCAACUUGUCCGGCGGAGAGAAGACUUUGUCCAGUUUGGCACUGGUGUUUGCUCUGCAUCACUACAAGCCUACUCCGCUCUACGUUAUGGACGAAAUCGAUGCUGCCCUGGACUUCCGAAAUGUGUCUAUCGUUGCUUCCUACAUCAAGGAGCGCACCAAGAAUGCUCAGUUCGUUGUCAUCUCAUUGCGAAACAACAUGUUCGAACUUGCCGCGCGACUUGUUGGUGUUUAUAAGGUCAAUCACAUGACGAAGAGUGUGACCAUCGAGAACCGAGAUUAUAUCACCGGUCGAUAA